AUGAACGAGUUACUGCAGAAUCACGGCUGUUCCAAUGUAUUCAGUGUCCCCGAAGGACUUAAAGAAUUAAUGGCUGAUAUUUCUCGCGAAGUUCUUCGAGAACAGCCAGCAAAGCUUUUCGACUUUAUAGCCAACUACCUCUCUGUACUUCUGAUUACUCGUGAACACGGCGUAAUGGCGGUGAAGGUUUUAGAUGAUCUCUGUGACUGCAGGCCUUCAGUGUCCGAACAUCUACUCCAGCUAGGAUUGUCUGACGGGCUGGCGAGAGAUUUAGCACAAGUUAUUAAGGAAGAAAUCGAACAGUUUGAACCUGAAGAAGAAGCCGAGAAAAUAAAGGAAAUGCAAAUAAUGAAGAGAAUAUUGACAAUAUCCAAUCUCGACGAAGUAUUGGCUCCGAAGGUGUGCCAAGUUGCUAGAAACGCUUAUAGAGACUAUUGGUAUCGCAAGAAGACAUUAGAACAGUCUAUGAAAACUCAACCAGAUGAAGCUUGGGAAGUGGCAGCACAGCGUACGUUGCAAAUAUAUAAAAGUACCAAACCAUCUUUUAGUGAGCUGAACAGAGCUGCACAAAAAAUUCAAGCAGCAUAUAGAGGGUACCAUGUGCGAAGGAACCUACUAAAGCAUUUGAAACCGAAAAGGAAGAGUGGUCCAAAAGUCAAUCUGCCAGGACCUCCACGAGAUGUAGCGGGUUCUAGAGAAAUUGAUUUGGGGCCAGUCAUAAAACUUCGUGUACCCAAAGACGAUAUCCGCACUAUGUUCGGUGAGCACGCCACACAAAAACUAGGCCUACCCUACGAUCCAAUGUUGACGAUCACACAUGUGGCUGAAGACCAGGAAUCCAUAAUCUCGAGCAGGCGAGUGAGCAGAAUCUCAGAAUUGCCGUUCCCCGUUAGAAGUCGGGAGAGCAGGCACAGUAGAUUACCAAGUGCAGCAGUCAGUGUUGUUUCUGAAGGCGCGAAACAGAAAAUCUUGCCAAGUGCCGUGGAGGUGAGGGAACCACUCUCCGUGGAGGAAUCUAUGCACAAGAUAUCCUUCUCUGAGGUACCACCUGAAGUUAUCCCAGAUGUGGAGAUGGAAAUCCCACAAGAGCAAGUUGAAGGAGGUGUUGACGUAACCUCAUCUGAAGUUGCCGAACAAGAGAUACCUGAAGAUAUUCCUGAUGACAGAACGGAAGGCGAAGAGAGUGUUCCAAUGUCAAUGCCAUCAUCUGCGCCUGAUACUGCAACUACUACUGAUGUAGAGGACGAGGGCGAAGAUGCACCACCGACAACAGACGAAGAGGGUGGAUAA
This is a messenger RNA of Leptosia nina, 1290 nucleotides long. NCBI's taxonomy places the organism in Eukaryota, Metazoa, Arthropoda, Insecta, Lepidoptera, Pieridae. The record is from the annotation of a GenBank genome assembly.